CCAACUACCCACCGAGCACCAUGGCAUAUCGUACUUCCCCCCAACCAGGUCCUUCCUACAACCCUACUUCCCCCUUCCAGCCCACUUUCAAUCCGGCUCCUCAACAGAUGCUCAAGUCAUCCGCUCAGGGACAGAGUCGCACCACUUCUCCUCUCCCUCAGAUCGCUGCCCUCAACCUCGGUCCCCCGGGGUCACUCCAGCCCUCUUCUCAGAUACAGCGCACUAACACUUCUGGCUCUGGUAGUUCCUCUCAGGCUGAGAAAGAUCCCGAUUAUGUCUUUUUCGAUAGGAAACCGGGGCAGUAUGGCGAGCAGACUCAGGGCAAGGCAACCGCCGCCAAAAUGAAGCUAGAGUUGUUCUACAAAGAAACGGUUGAGAACGUCGUGGCCAGAAAGGAUAGAAUGAAGAAGUUGGCGGAAGAACUUGCUAGAGAUCAGUAUACCCCGGAAGCACUCAAACGUCGUCGCAUGCAAGCUUUAGGCUACAAAGAAGCCAACUUCCUACGAUUGAGAAGGACCAGAAUAGGUCUCGACGAUUUCCGCACCGUCAAAGUCAUUGGUAAGGGUGCCUUCGGAGAAGUUCGCUUGGUGCAGAAAGUCGACAGCGCAAAGAUCUUUGCUAUGAAGACUUUGAAGAAGAGCGAAAUGUUCAAGAAGGACCAGCUUGCCCACGUUCGUGCAGAGCGUGACGUGUUGGCAGAAUCGAACUCGCCCUGGGUGGUACAGCUGUAUUAUUCAUUCCAGGACAUGCAGUAUCUGUAUCUGGUGAUGGAAUUUUUGCCAGGCGGGGAUCUCAUGACAAUGUUGAUCAAAUAUGAUACUUUUUCCGAGGAUGUGACGAAGUUCUAUAUGGCCGAGUGUAUUCUAGCUAUUGAGGCUGUUCACAAUCUGGGCUUCAUCCAUCGCGACAUCAAACCUGAUAAUAUCCUCAUAGACGCUACUGGUCACAUUAAGCUGUCUGACUUUGGUCUGUCUACUGGCUUUCACAAGCAACACGAUUCCAUGUACUAUCAACGUCUUUUAGGAGGUGGCAAUUCGAACGCCACCACGAAGACAUCCAACGCUCCCAGAAACAGUGUCAUGGUCAAUGCUAUCAAUCUCACCAUGACGAGUAAACAGGAUAUUGCCACAUGGAAGGCGAAUCGACGCAAGUUGGCCUACUCCACAGUUGGGACACCAGACUAUAUAUCUCCUGAAAUUUUCAUGCAGAAAGGCUACGGCAAAGAGUGCGAUUGGUGGUCUUUGGGUGCAAUCAUGUUUGAAUGUCUUGUCGGUUAUCCACCAUUUUGCUCGGAAAAUGCCCAUGAUGUGUAUAGGAAGAUUUGUAAUUGGCGAGAGCACCUCUUCUUCCCGGAUGAUGUACAUCUCAGCAGAGAGGCAGAAGAUAUAGUCCGAAGGAUGUUGUGUGAAGCCGAGCGUCGUUACACCGUCGAGCAGAUCAAAUCACAUCCCUUCUUCUACGGAGUUGACUGGGCUUCUAUCCGAGAGAUCGACGCUCCUUUUGUUCCUCAUCUCCGCAGCAUCACCGAUACGUCCUAUUUCCCCACCGAUGAGCUGGACCAGGUCCCGGAGAUACCUCAGGGCGCGGAGAUGGGCCCGGAUGCAAAGAAAGAUCUGGCAUUCUUGGGGUAUACGUACCGCCGAUACGAAAUCAUGUCAUGAUUGCAAUCGAAUCGACUCGACUAGCAAUCGUGGGAACGAGGUGCACGAAGAAGCAACGAAGAUUUGCCACAUGUUCAAUGUCACGAUCAUAUACGAAUGACU
Messenger RNA from Tremella mesenterica DSM 1558, 1763 nucleotides. RefSeq lists its product as uncharacterized. Gene Ontology annotation, biological process: intracellular signal transduction; peptidyl-serine phosphorylation. The transcript is spliced from 11 exons. Gene Ontology annotation, molecular function: protein serine/threonine kinase activity; ATP binding. The record is from RefSeq and is a predicted model, not a curated record. Bases 21 to 1661 code for a protein of 546 amino acids. Lineage: Eukaryota; Fungi; Basidiomycota; Tremellomycetes; Tremellales; Tremellaceae.